GAUUGGCUGAAGGGUAUAAGCCCGCCUCCUGGGUGACGUGUCUGCCUAUGGAUAUCAGUUGCCAGAGAAACCUGGCUUUACUAUGGCUGUUGGAGGGACGGCGGUGAUCACACGUCCGCUGCUGGGAAGAAGUGGAUUCCCAUUUCAGGCCAUUAUCAGAAAAGCUAAGUUUGCUGCAUAGUAAGGAUCAGAAGGCCUGAUCCUGAUUACAGAAUCUUGGGUUGUCUCCCACCUCAUCCUUCUAUACCAUCCCAGAAGAUCUAUAAGAUUCAAUCUGGAAAAGCAUUAGAAGUUCUUAGAAGACCAAGAAGAAAGAGGAUUAUAUUCCACAUAUGAGUGAAAUCAUGAUAUUUGUCUUUCUCUGAGUUAUUUAGCAUAAUAACCUCUAGAUCCAUCCAAGCUGUUGCAAAUGUGGUUGAAAUAAAAACAGGGUUGAAUGAGUUCCAGAAAGCAGGGUUCUCAAACUCGUGGACAACAACCUGCAGAAGAAGACAACUUCAAAAAACCAACUAGAAGCAAUAUGCAGAGAAGUAAGAUGAGGGGAGCCUCAUCAGGAAAGAAGACAGCUGGUCCACAGCAGAAGAAUCUGGAACCAGCCCUCCCGGGUAGAUGGGGGGGUCGCUCUGCAGAGAAUCCCCCUUCUGGAUCCAUGAGGAAGACCAGAAAAAACAAGCAGAAGACUCCUGGAAAUGGGGAUGGUGGCAGUACCAGCGAAGCCCCUCAGCCACCUCGGAAGAAAAGAGCCCGGGCUGACCCCACUGUUGAAAGCGAGGAUGCAUUUAAGAAUAGAAUGGAAGUUAAAGUGAAGAUUCCUGAAGAAUUAAAACCAUGGCUUGUUGAGGACUGGGACUUAGUUACCAGGCAGAAGCAGCUGUUUCAACUUCCUGCUAAGAAAAAUGUAGAUGCCAUUCUAGAAGAGUAUGCAAGCUGCAAGAAAUCGCAGGGAAAUGUCGACAAUAAGGAAUACGCAGUGAAUGAAGUUGUUGCGGGAAUAAAAGAAUACUUCAACGUGAUGUUGGGCACUCAGCUGCUCUACAAAUUUGAGAGGCCCCAGUAUGCUGAAAUCCUCUUGGCUCACCCUGAUGCACCCAUGUCCCAGGUUUAUGGAGCACCACACCUACUGAGAUUAUUUGUAAGAAUCGGAGCAAUGCUGGCGUAUACACCCCUUGAUGAGAAGAGCCUUGCAUUAUUGUUGGGCUAUUUGCAUGAUUUCCUAAAAUAUCUGGCAAAGAAUGCUGCAUCUCUGUUUACUGCCAGUGAUUACAAAGUAGCUUCGGCUGAGUACCACCGCAAAGCCCUGUGAGGGUCUACUGACCACUCACUAUUAUGUCUGGUAUCUGUAAACACUCUUUUUGUUCUUAGUCUUUUUCUUGUAUAAUUGAUGUCCUUUAAAAUUGUUACUGUAUAACAGGGCUUAUAUUUCAGUUUUUCUGUUUUGUUUUAAACAGAAAAUAAAAGGAGGAGUACAAGCUCCUUUUCUCAUUUCACCAUUGCUACCAGUGUACGCAGUAAUUAGACAAAAAAAGAAACAUUCAGUAGAACAUUUUCUUGCAUAGUUGACAACAUUGCUUGAAUGCUGGUGGUUCUAUCCCUUUGACACUACACAAUUUUCUAAUUAUGUGUUAAUGCUACGUGAUAAAAAUGCCCUGAUUCCUAGUGCCAAAGGUUCAACUUAAUGUAUAUACCUGAAAACCCAUGCAUUUGUGCUCUUUUUUUAAUGGUGCUUGAAGUAAAACAGCCCAUCCUCUGCAAGUCCAUCUAUGUUGUUCCUUAGGCAUUCUAUCUUUGCUCAAAUUGUUGAAGGAUGGUGGUUUGUCUCAUGGUUUUUGUAUUUGAGUCUAAUGCACGUUCUAACAUGAUAGAGGCAAUGCAUUAUUGUGUAGCCACGGUUUUCUGGAGAAGUUGAUAUUUUAGGAACUGUAUUUCAGAUCUUAAAUAAAAUUUGUUUCUAAAUUUCAAAGCAA
Molecule: messenger RNA, 1964 nt
Organism: Myotis daubentonii (Daubenton's bat)
Lineage: Eukaryota; Metazoa; Chordata; Mammalia; Chiroptera; Vespertilionidae
Gene: MORF4L2
Product: mortality factor 4 like 2
Biological process (GO): regulation of DNA-templated transcription; chromatin organization
Cellular component (GO): nucleus; NuA4 histone acetyltransferase complex
Source: RefSeq, a predicted model, not a curated record